Messenger RNA from Chelonoidis abingdonii (Abingdon island giant tortoise), 2194 nucleotides. NCBI's taxonomy places the organism in Eukaryota, Metazoa, Chordata, Testudines, Testudinidae. The record is from RefSeq and is a predicted model, not a curated record.
AGGAGCAGUGUCAAUCAAGUGUGUUACAAUAGCACGUGCAAUAGUCAUGGUUCAAGACACACAGAGGUUUAUCUUAACUCCAGCAGCUGGGUGAGAAUGACUUGGAAGCCUCUGCAAGAUCUUGGAACAGAAGCUACAUUAAAUAAUGUAUUCUGAGGUAAACUGGAUACCUGAGGAAAGGCUCUAAAUAAUGUAUUUUGUAGGCAUGACAGUUGUAGCAGAAGAGAAUGCUGAAACCUGUAGGAAGACUACGGUCUGAGAUGAAAGAAUGUCUCAUUAUAAUUUUAUCAAGUGCUGCUGUUUCCAGCUAUGUAAUGUUUUUCGAACACAUGACAUGGAAAUUGACCAGUGCUUGCUGGAGUCCCUCCCUUUAGGCCAGCGUCAGCGGUUGGUGAAACGUAUGCGCUGUGAUCAAAUAAAGGCAUAUUAUGAAAGAGAAAAAGCUUUUCAGAAACAGGAAGGACAUGUGAAAAAAUUGAAACAUGGAAAGAAUCACCGAGUUCAUUUCAACCUCGCUGAUAUGAUACAGGAUGCAAUCAUACAUCAUGAUGACAAAGAAGUGCUACGGCUACUAAAGGAUGGUGCAGACCCUCACACUCUUAUUUCCUCAGGAGGCUCCUUGCUCCAUCUGUGUGCUCGUUAUGACAAUGCCUUUGCUACAGAAAUUCUGAUUGACAGAGGGGUAAAUGUAAAUCAUCAAGAUGAGGAUUUUUGGACAUCAGUGCAUGUAGCCUGUGCAUGUGAUAAUCCUGAUAUUGUCCUGCUACUGUUAGUAGCUGGGGCCAAUGUGCUGCUGCAGGAUGUUAAUGGAAACAUUGCUCUUGAUUAUGCCACGGAAGGGACGGAAUCCAGCUGCAUCCUUCUGACAUACUUGGAAGAAAAUGGUGUGGAUCUGAACUCACUGCGCCAGAUGAAGAUUCAGAGACCUAUGACAAUGCUUGCAGAUGUUAAACAACUUAUAUUGGCUGGAGGGAAUGUGAAUCAGAAGAAUGAUAAAGGGGUUACACUGCUGCACAUAGCCUGUGCAAAUGGGUACAAAGAUGUGGCAUCUCUGAUCCUGGAUCAUGGUGCUGAUGCCAAUGUCGUGGAUAAUCAGUACUGGACCCCUCUGCAUUUGGCUGCAAAAUAUGGACAGACAAACCUUGUGAAACUGCUGUUGAUGCAUCAGGCAAACCCCAGUCUUCUCAGUUGCAGUGAUGAAAAGGCCUCAGAUAUUGCAGCUUCUGAAUUUAUUGAGGAAAUGCUGCUGAAGGCUGAAACUGUAUGGGAGGAAAAAAUGAAAGACCCUUUAUCUGUUUCUGCUUUAUCACAAGAAGAGCCAUAUGAAGAGAUCAUCCAUGAUCUGCCUGCACUUUCCAAUAAACUCAAUCCCCUGGCUUUGCCAAUUGCCAAACAAGACAGUUUGCUGGAGAAAGACACCAUGUUCAAAGAUGCAACAAAAAUAUGUAAGCAGCAGUCUCAAGACACCGCAUCUGACUAUAUCACAGUGACUGACACAACCAAACUUGAACAGGUCAAGUUAAUGCCUCCAGCACCAAAUGAUGACCUGGCCACUCUGAGUGAGCUAACAGACAACAGCCUGCUUUAUGAGAUUCAGAAACGUUUCAGUAACAAUCAGAUAUAUACCUACGUUGGAGAUAUACUGUUGCUGGUUAAUCCAUUUAAAGAACUUCCAAUUUAUUCCACUAUGGUCACCCAGCUUUACCUAAGUGACUCUGGCAAACUGUGUUCCUCACUUCCCCCACAUAUAUUCUCCUGUGCUGAAAGGGCUUACCACAUGCUUUUCCAGGAGCGGCGUCCUCAAUGCUUUAUUCUCAGUGGAGAACGUGGUUCUGGGAAAACUGAAGCCUGCAAACAAAUAGUGAAGCACCUGACAUGCAGAUCCAGUUCCAGCAGGAUUACCUUUGAUUCGAAGAUAAGACAUGUAAACUGUAUCUUGGAGGCUUUUGGACAUGCUAAAACAGCCCUGAAUGAUUUGUCCAGCUGUUUUAUAAAAUAUUUUGAGCUGAAGUUCUGUGAAAAGAAAAAAGUAUUAAUUGGAGCAAGGAUUUAUACGUACAUGCUGGAGAAGUCCCGUGUUGUCAUGCAGCCUCUCAACCAGAGCAAUUUUCUUGUUUUUUACUUGUUGAUGGAUGGGCUGUCCGCUGAAGAAAAGUACGGCCUGUACCUCAGUAAUUUGUCUGCACACAGGUAG